Molecule: messenger RNA, 1254 nt
Organism: Aspergillus puulaauensis
Lineage: Eukaryota; Fungi; Ascomycota; Eurotiomycetes; Eurotiales; Aspergillaceae
Gene: NTG2
Product: endonuclease III domain-containing protein
Exons: 1
Coding region: 1-1254 (417 amino acids)
Biological process (GO): base-excision repair; base-excision repair, AP site formation; nucleotide-excision repair
Cellular component (GO): nucleus
Molecular function (GO): DNA-(apurinic or apyrimidinic site) endonuclease activity; DNA binding; oxidized pyrimidine nucleobase lesion DNA N-glycosylase activity
Source: RefSeq, a predicted model, not a curated record
AUGCGUACAUCACGCGCCUCCAAGGAAACGGCAAAGGUUCUGCAGGCCUUGUCGCCUCCUUCGCGUCGCCAAACGCGCAGCACGUCCCGUUCAGGCUUGCUCAGGGGAUUCGCGUAUAACGGAAAAUCGAACGGAGCAAAUCCGGUCAAGAAUGAAGAUGACAGCUCUUCUCUCUCAUCAGUUGAUACUGUCGACAUUGAAGAUAUCUUGGAACCGCCAACUAAACGACGCAAAACGAAAGCAAAUACUGCUGCCAAGGAAACUACAGACGCGUCGUCUUUAACGCCUGAUAACGUGGAAAAGCGCAUCAAGAGUGAAAGUGUGCCUCCCAAAGCGCGCCGAGCUCCUGCUCGGAAAAUCAAGAGUGAGGAUGGUUCUAUCGCCGUGGAGCCUCCAUCUAAUUGGGAAUCAAUAUACUCAGCCGUCAAGAAGAUGCGCGAAGAGAACCCGACGGCGCCUGUGGACACGAUGGGCUGUGCAGAGCUAUACUGGCGUGCGUCCUCUCCGCGAGAUCGGCGUUUUCAGACCUUGAUUGCACUGAUGCUGUCCUCCCAAACCAAGGACACAGUCACCGCAGUGGCGAUGCAGCGACUACACACCGAGCUGGGUGAAAAUGAUGGCCAAGCUAUCAAACAGGAAACAGGGGAGGGCAGCGAUUCAGCAUCUCAAUCCCUUCAAGAUAGCACGUUGAACUUGCAGAAUGUAUUAGCUGUCUCCCCGGAGCGGCUCAAUUCGCUCAUUGGUGCUGUAGGGUUUCACAACAACAAAACCAAAUAUAUCAAGAAGACAGCCGAGAUCAUUCGUGAUCAAUAUGAUUCCGAGAUUCCUUCCACUCCGGCCGAGCUGAUGAAACUUCCUGGCGUCGGCCCAAAGAUGGCGUAUCUAUGCAUGAGCGCAGCGUGGGGGAAGCACGAGGGUAUCGGGGUCGAUGUCCAUGUUCAUCGUAUCACCAAUCUAUGGGGCUGGCACAAGACGAAAACACCGGAAGAAACUCGCAUGUCGCUGGAAUCAUGGCUACCCAAAGACAAAUGGCACGAGAUUAAUAAACUGCUAGUAGGCCUGGGACAAACAGUCUGCUUACCAGUUGGUAGAAGAUGUGGUGAUUGCGAUCUUGCUGGGACGAAGCUGUGCAAAAGUGAAAUCAAAGGCAUGGCUCCCAAGUAUGGCAGUCGAGUUGUACCAAAGAAAGAGGAAAACAGCGCAGAAAGCUUCUCACUGGCAGACGAACCUAAGGUCAAAGUUGAGGGUGAGUAG